AUGCAAGCAGUCGUGGUGGAUCACUGGCUCAAGGGACCUGAGGAGAUUAAGGUGAGCGUGGCUGCAGUGCCGGAGCCGGGCGACGGGGAAGUGCUGGUGGACGUGGCUUACGCUGGAGCCAACUUCUACGACAUUCUCAUGGUGCAGGGCAAAUAUCAGUUCCGUCCGACCUUCCCCUUCAUCCCGGGCACCGAGUUCAGUGGAGUCAUCGGCAAGCUGGGUUCCGGCGUGUCGGGAUGGAAGGUGGGCCAGGAGGUGUAUGGCAUGACCAUGCUGGGCGCCUACGCCGAGAAGGUGGUCGUGCCUGCCAACAAGAUCCGGCCCGUGCCCAAGGGAAUGUCCCUGGUCGAUGCUGCGGGCUUCUCGAUGACCUACCCGACCUCGUACUGUGCGUUGGUGUACCGAGCCAAUCUGCUUAAGGGCGAGACUCUCCUCGUCCACGCAGCCGCCGGUGGGGUUGGCGUUGCCGCCGUCCAGAUCGGAAAGGCCUUGGGUGCGCGCGUUAUCGGCACUGUGGGCAGCGCGGAGAAGGUCGAGGUGGCGAAGAAGGGCGGAUGCGAUGAGGUGAUCAACUACAAGGACGAGGACUUUGUGGAGAAGGUCAAGGAGCUCACCGACGGGCGAGGAGCUGACGUCAUCUAUGACCCUGUCGGCGGCGAAGUGUUCGACAAGUCGACGAAGGUCAUUGCCUGGGGCGGACGCCUUCUCGUGGUGGGAUUCGCUGGCGGCAAGAUCCCUUCUGUACAGACCAACCGCGUGCUCCUCAAAAACUGCUCCAUCGUUGGUGUGUUCUGGGGCUCCUAUGAGAUCCACCAGCCGCACAAGAUCGAGGAGACCUUCCAAGCCCUGACCGAGAUGUACGCCAAGGGCCACCUGAAGCCAGUCACCUGCGCCGUCUACCCCCUGGUGGAGCUGCCCCAGGCGCUGAAACACAUUGGCUCCAGGCAGAGCUAUGGCAAGGUCAUCGUGCAAACGAGCAGCAACCGCGGCACCACGGCCAAGCUCUAG
This is a messenger RNA of Acanthamoeba castellanii str. Neff, 1008 nucleotides long. Its product is annotated as alcohol dehydrogenase, zinccontaining, putative. The record is from RefSeq and is a predicted model, not a curated record. Gene Ontology annotation, cellular component: mitochondrion. The transcript is spliced from 11 exons. NCBI's taxonomy places the organism in Eukaryota, Discosea, Longamoebia, Acanthamoebidae. Gene Ontology annotation, molecular function: zinc ion binding; oxidoreductase activity. Bases 1 to 1008 code for a protein of 335 amino acids.